CCAAGAAGUUGAAUAAUACAAAACAUUUUAUUAUUCUGUAGUUAUGUUGAUCUGUGCUUUGACGUUAACCUUUGCGUUAACCUAACUUUUUUUCAAAAUCAAAAUAAAGUUUUUCUGCUUUGAAAGAUAAUGAGACAACAUUAGUUUUACCAUGCAAAAUCAAUAUCUUGAUUUGAGAUAUCGGAUCACCCAUGGACCAGAAAACCAAAUGGCUUUGGAAGAGCUGAAAUCUCAAUAUAGAGAUUUAAUUCACUCUAACAGAGCGUAUGACCGAAUCAGGACAUUAUCGGACCUUAUCACUGUCCUAGAGAAAAGGGAUGUUUUGAACGAAUACAACAUGGGUAGAAUGAGAGAUAUUGAAAACAUCCUGAGUGUCUAUAUUCCAACUGCAUAUCGCAGAAGUAGGAGUUCGACAACCCCUUUUUGCCCACAUCCAGAUGAUAUGCAUAGCACUACUCCAUCAAGGAUUGAAUGCAAUCCAAUAGUAAAAGCUAAAGUAUAUAAGACAAUAGCCACCACAAUUGGGAGAAAAUGGGCUGAAUUUGGACGAGAGCUCUCAGUUCCUGAAAAUGAAAUUGACUAUCUUUCUCACAAAGAUACCAAAGAUAGGAUUUAUUACAUUUUAAGAUAUCAUGAGGAAAACUGUGAUCCACGUAGAUGGAAAACUAAACUACUAUCAGCUUUGAUUGAAUGUCGCAGGAAGGAUAUUUAUGAAACGGUCCAAUCAUAUUUUGAUACAUAUAUUUAGUGAUUUGGUGAUUGAAAAUUAAUGAAACAAUAAGAAUCUUUUAUGAAAUAUGCUACCAUUAUAUUUUGUUAUAUUUUUAAAUUACUAUUUAUUUAAGAUCAUAUAUGUAUUCAUUUUUUCUACAAUAUAUUAUCUGUUUUGGUUUAUAAGAGAAAACUUAUAAUAAAUUCAGAGGUGCUGAAUUGGUAAAUUUAUCUAUCACUUGGAUAAUGAUCUUCAAAACUUCAGAAAAACUUAUAUAAAGUGUAUCACUCUGAGGUGUGUAAUAUGUAAUGAUCUUGUUAUAUAAAAUACUCAUAAAAAAUUA
Coccinella septempunctata (seven-spotted ladybird) is the source of this 1055-nucleotide messenger RNA. RefSeq lists its product as uncharacterized. The coding region runs from base 152 to 748 and encodes 198 amino acids. The record is from RefSeq and is a predicted model, not a curated record. Gene Ontology annotation, biological process: signal transduction. The transcript is spliced from 2 exons. Gene Ontology annotation, molecular function: protein binding. NCBI's taxonomy places the organism in Eukaryota, Metazoa, Arthropoda, Insecta, Coleoptera, Coccinellidae.